Messenger RNA from Rubroshorea leprosula, 869 nucleotides. The record is from the annotation of a GenBank genome assembly. Lineage: Eukaryota; Viridiplantae; Streptophyta; Magnoliopsida; Malvales; Dipterocarpaceae.
AAGAUCCCAGGCUCUGUUUGGUUGCCGGGAAAAUCAUGUCAUUGUUUUCCCGCAACCACACAUUCUGGAAUCUCGCUUUAUUUCCAUUUUUUCUCUCUCUCACUAUGAUUUGAUUGUUCUCUUUUCUGUUUUUUCGCGUUUCCAAUUGAAGGCUUCAUGGGGAAGGAUAAUGAAGUUUCGGCUAGGGAGGUUGAAGAUUCAAAUUCGGAACAGAUCACUACCAAAUUCUCGAUCAACGUAUUGCAGCUUCUGAAGUCAGCUCAGAUGCAGCAUGGAGAUUACACUCGCUAUCGGAGAUACUGCACGGCUCGAUUGGGGAGGUUGUAUAAAUCAUUGAAGUUCAAACAUGGACGUGGUAAAUACACUCGAAGAGCAAUAACUGAAUCCACUGUCACUGAAGUGAGAUUUCUUCAUGUGGUUCUUUAUAUGGCUGAGAGAGCCUGGAGCCAUGCCAUGGAGAAAAGACAGCUUCCAGAUGGCCCAAACGCACACCAGCACAUCUAUUUAAUUGGCAGACUGAGGAAGGCUCUAAAAUGGGCGAAUCUUUUUUCACAUUUGUGUGCUAUUAAAGGAGAUUCCAGAACAUCCUUAGAAGCUGAGGUGUGUCUACAAUUUGAUGAUUUCUGUUACUUACUUUACACCUUUCAUUUGUAAUGGUUGGAGUUUGGAAAAUAUAUAGCUUAUGCUUGCAGCAUUUUCUAUUUUCUUUCUUGCAUUGGUUGUUCCUUCCCCUGUCUCGGUCCUAAUGGUGUGUGUUUGAGGUUUGGUUUAGAGAUGUAAUUUGAUUGCAUGAGUUUUAUUCGACUUUAGUUUAGUAUUAUUUCUUCUUCCAUCUCAGUGAUCGAGUUUUAUAAAAGUUUAAGAUAGUG